Molecule: messenger RNA, 1385 nt
Organism: Jaculus jaculus (lesser Egyptian jerboa)
Lineage: Eukaryota; Metazoa; Chordata; Mammalia; Rodentia; Dipodidae
Gene: Mbd3
Product: methyl-CpG binding domain protein 3
Exons: 7
Coding region: 111-986 (291 amino acids)
Molecular function (GO): DNA binding
Source: RefSeq, a predicted model, not a curated record
GACGGCGCUGGCGAAGGUAGCUUGAGACGGCGGCGGCAUCGAGCCCGGGGGUCGCGGAGGCGACAGCGGUGACGACGAGCCCGGAGGCGGGCGGAGGAACCCGGGUCGCGAUGGAGCGGAAGAGGUGGGAGUGCCCGGCGCUCCCGCAGGGCUGGGAGAGGGAAGAAGUGCCCAGAAGGUCGGGGCUGUCGGCCGGCCACAGGGAUGUCUUUUACUAUAGCCCCAGCGGGAAGAAGUUCCGCAGCAAGCCACAGCUCGCGCGCUACCUGGGCGGCUCCAUGGACCUCAGCACGUUCGACUUCCGCACGGGCAAGAUGCUGAUGAACAAGAUGAAUAAGAGCCGCCAGCGAGUACGCUACGACUCCUCCAACCAGGUCAAGGGCAAGCCCGACCUGAACACCGCGCUGCCCGUGCGGCAGACCGCGUCCAUCUUCAAGCAGCCAGUGACCAAGAUCACCAACCACCCCAGCAACAAGGUCAAGAGUGACCCGCAGAAGGCGGUGGACCAGCCGCGGCAGCUGUUCUGGGAGAAGAAGCUGAGCGGCCUGAGCGCCUUCGAUAUAGCUGAGGAGCUGGUCAGAACCAUGGACCUGCCCAAGGGCCUGCAGGGGGUGGGUCCUGGCUGUACAGAUGAGACGCUGCUCUCUGCCAUCGCCAGCGCCCUCCAUACCAGCACGUUACCUAUCACGGGGCAGCUGUCGGCCGCCGUGGAGAAGAACCCAGGUGUAUGGCUGAACACCACACAGCCCCUGUGCAAGGCCUUCAUGGUGACUGACGAGGACAUCAGGAAGCAGGAGGAGCUGGUGCAGCAGGUCCGCAAGAGGCUAGAGGAGGCCCUAAUGGCAGACAUGCUGGCCCACGUGGAGGAGCUGGCCCGUGAUGGGGAGGCACCCCUGGACAAGGCCUGCGUAGACGAGGAAGAGGAGGAUGACGACGAAGAUGAUGAUGAUGAGCCUGAGCCAGACCCAGAGCUGGAGCGUGUCUAACACAGACAUCCUGCCCAGCACUGAACACCUGUCUCGCAUGGCUCUGCAACAUGGCUAGUGUGGGCCCUGCUGGGAGCCAGGCCUCCAGCCCCCUUCCUGGCCUGGCCUGAAGGCACCUCAUGAAUCAAUUGGACUACACAGCCUCUCUGGGCCUGGACUCUGGACCUGCUGGCCCUGCCUGCCUGCCAGGAGGCCCCUUGAAGAGAACUCAGGGUCACUAGGCCCAGAAGAGGCCCUGCUCAAAGCCAGAGCAGAAGGUUUGUCAGAAGCUGGAGGAAGGUUCCUGAAGCCUAUCUGGCCACCUUGCCCCGUGUGGCGCCAGCUCUGUCCUGGCUAUCAUCUAGAUGGCCCCUCCCCUGGGCCGCCCAAUCAGUCUCCUUCAAUAAAUGAGUCAUAGGA